AUGUGCGACUGUUGCUAUCUUCGGUUCAGCAACAACAACAUCGUCAUCACCAUCACCAAUCCAGCAAUCAUCAACAACGACAACGUCAUCUUCCUCACCAACAAACAAACCAUCUCCAACGUGUUUGAAGAAAAAAUUCCCGAUACUGAAAUUACAACUUAUAUUAAUAAAAGCUAUUUCGAUGUUGACACAGCAGUUUUCAAUUCUUCUACAUUAAACCCAGAAACCAUGUUAAACAUUUUAUCACACCAUACAAGCAACAACAUCAAAAAUAUCUUUAAUAACCGUAACAUCAACAAUGAUCCCCAUAACAGCAAAGAUUACAGUAAGAUAAGCAGCACAGAUGUGACCUAUGACAACAACAACGUUGAAAUGAAUAACAUCUACAAUAACAACACCAGAUACAAUAACAGAUUUGAAAAUAUCCUUAAUGUUAACAACAACAACAACAACACCAACAACAGCAACAACAGUAAUGACAUCAACUACAUCUACAACAACUACAAUAGCAGUGGCCAAGUUAAUAACGAAAGUAGAAGUAACCAAAGCGUAGAGAAUAUAUCGUCCAACAUAGAAUACAUUAACAACAGCAGUAUAAACAGUGGAGAUGUUGGAAAACAAACAGCACCAUACAGAGGCGUUAGGAGAUCUGACGUUGAAAAACAAAGCUUCAAUAUUGCUUCUGAGAACCAGCAACAAAACGAUGAAAGAAACGCUAAAAUCAAUCAUGAGAAUGUAGAUGACAACCUGAGAAACAAAAGUAUAAAAAAACUCAUUUAUAAUGAUAAAAUCAAUUACAUGCUUAACGUUAAUGACAACAACAACUACAACAGCAGCAGCAACAACAACCACAUAAACAAAAUCGACACCAAUACUCACAUGAAUCACACAUUCGUAUUUAAUUCCGCUAAACAUUCUGGUAACCAAGCUGAUCACACUUCUUACAUCAACAACAAUAACAGAAAUGACAUCAAUAUUGGACGGAACGAUCCAGAAAGUGCAAAUAUUCACGACAUCAAAGCAAGUGGUUAUUCGAUCGGAGAAACCUUCCAUGACAACAUCAACAAUGACACCAGUAACGACAUCAACAAUGACACCGGUAACGACAUCAACAACGACACAAAUUAUACAACUAUCGGUGAAAGUACUAAAUAUAACAAUGUAACAUGCAGCAGUCUCAAUAACAUUAAAUGCGCGUAUGCUGGUGACAACGAAGACACCACUUUUGAUGAAAUAAUUCUCAAUAACACUGACAUGAAUGUUAGUUUUGUUGGGAUGAAUCUAACAUCUAGUGCUAACGUUUCACGAAAAAAUAGCGACAAAAAUAUUAGCACUGACAACAACCUCAACAGUUGCAGCAACAGUCAGAAUGACGAAAGAAACGCCGACGGAAACGAUUCAACAGCAUCAGAUGUUGACGCGAUCAAUCCAUAUGCCAAUUAUAUUGAGAUCAACUCUGAAUACGUCAACAACAUCACUGAUAUUUUUGAUGCUACUAUUAGUAACAAUAGCAACAACAACAACAGCAACAACAACAAUAACAAUAACAACAACAGCAACAACAACGACAAUAACAACAACAACAGCAAAAACAUCAACAGCAACAACAUCAGCAGUAACUACAACAACAGCAGGAGUAGCAACGGGAGAAACACGAAUAAUUUUAACGAAACUAACAACAACAUUAACAUUAGCAAUAACGUUGACAAUAAUCCUGACAUUAAUAACCAAUCCAACUUAAACUAUAACAUUAAUAGCAUCAACAACAACUCAAAGGGGUCUAUUUUUAGAUACGCUAAGUACAACAAUAAAUUAAUUAACGACAGUUUUCUAGGAAACAAUAAUAGAAUCAACAACAUUGACAAAAACAACAACAACGAUAACAACAACAUAAAUAACAAUAACAACAGCAACAACGACGACAACAUCAACAGUGACAACAACAUCAGCAACAACAUUUUUCUAGAGAAUGAUGACGAGGAAACAAGCGCCAUCACCACGAACCCUGCUAACUAUUCCCGAGAUCUCAAAAUAGGUCAGUUGAUGGACGAAAAUAGGUCAGUAAAAGAUGACGUCAUCUAA
Molecule: messenger RNA, 2082 nt
Organism: Helobdella robusta
Lineage: Eukaryota; Metazoa; Annelida; Clitellata; Rhynchobdellida; Glossiphoniidae
Exons: 3
Coding region: 1-2082 (693 amino acids)
Source: RefSeq, a predicted model, not a curated record